Molecule: messenger RNA, 6460 nt
Organism: Oncorhynchus masou masou (cherry salmon)
Lineage: Eukaryota; Metazoa; Chordata; Actinopteri; Salmoniformes; Salmonidae
Product: protein WWC2-like
Biological process (GO): negative regulation of organ growth; regulation of hippo signaling; cell migration
Cellular component (GO): cytoplasm
Molecular function (GO): molecular adaptor activity; kinase binding
Source: RefSeq, a predicted model, not a curated record
CGGAGUCAAGUCUGUCUGUCCCGGUCUAUGUGUUCAGCUAGGAACCCAAGAUGGAGGACAGGGGAACGCAAAACAUGGAUCUUUACUGACUUUUUUUCGUCGCUUUUUAGUAUUCCACUGGAGUUUUUUUUUAACCGUACUUAUGGCGGAACUUUUAGAAGAUGAACAUGCCUAGGAAGGGGAAUGGCCAGCUGCCGUUACCCGACGGCUGGGAAGAAGCGAGGGACUUUGACGGCAAAGUGUUUUAUAUCGACCACAACACUAAACAAACAAGCUGGAUAGACCCGAGGGACAGGUUGACGAAGCCCCUGUCGUUUGCGGACUGUGUGGGAGACGAGUUACCGUGGGGAUGGGAGGCCUCAUACGACCCUCAGAUUGGCAUCUACUACAUCGACCACAUCAACAAGAGUACCCAGCUAGAGGACCCCCGGGCGGAGUGGAGGAAGGAGCAGGAGAGGAUGUUGAAGGAGUACCUGACAGUAGCCCAGGAUGCCCUGGUCACCCAGAAAGAGCUGUACCAGGUCAAAGAGCAGCGGUUGGCCUUGGCCCUGGAUCAGUACACACGCCUCAACGACGCAUACAAGGACAAGUCCAGCUCACGCACCAGCCUGUUCUCGGGGUCUUCGUCCAGCACUAAGUAUGACCCUGAUAUCCUCAAGGCUGAGAUCUCCACCACCAAAGUCAGGGUGAAUAAGCUGAAGAGAGAGCUCUCCCAGAUGAAACAGGAGCUCAUCUACAAAGAACAAGGCUUUGAAACCUUGCAGCAGAUCGACCAAAAACUGUGUGGCGAGCAGAGUGGAUACCGUCUGAAGGAGGCCAAAGCCAUCGUGACGGAGCUCAAGUCUCUCCGCAGGGCCAUCAGCUCUGGAGAGAAGGAGAAACAGGACCUCAUGCAGUCUCUGGCUAAGCUAAAGGGGAGGUUCCACACGGAACACAACAUAGGCCAUUCGGAACCAGACCUCCGGAACCCAGUGGGCUCCAGACAGACGCUUGAAGCCGGCUCCCAGACAGACGUCUCUGGAGAGGCUGGUAUGAGGAGCAGGUCAUCCUUGGCUGAGAAGGUUAGACUUAGUCUCCAAUAUGAAGAGGCCAAAAGAAGUAUGGCCAACGUGCAGGUGGAGCUGGCCAAGCUGGAGAGCGAGGCGUGGCCGGGGGCGGUGGACGUGGAGCGGGAACGUCUCCUCCUGGUCUCGGAGAAGGAGGAGCUCCUCAAGGAGCUGCAGUUCGUAUCGCCACGGCGACGCACCCCGCAGGACCUCCAACGUCUGGAGGCCCAGAGGCUGCAGCUGGAGCAGGACCUGCAGGCCGUCAGGAACACCCCCAGCCACGCCCUGGCCCAGAGGUUGAAGGUGCAGGAGAGGAGACGAGUCCUGGUGCAGAGGCUGGAGGAAUCAACCAGACUGACCACACUGCUCCACUCUCAGCUCAAGAGUUUGUCGGCCAGUACCCUGUCCGUCUCAUCAGGCAGCAGCCUGGGUUCUCUGGCCUCCAGCCGUGGCUCCCUCAACGCAUCCUCCUCCCGCGGCUCCCUCAACUCCCUCUCCUCCGGAGACCUCUACUACACCCCCGCAGAACCCCCCUCUCCCCUGGAUCUGGACUACCAGUGUAAACUGGACCUGCUCCUCCAGGAGCCCUUGACCCCCUCUGGGAUAACCUACAGGCGGGGACCCCCAGGAACUAUCACCACCAUCCACGAACACGAGGUGGAGAACCCACACCCACACAACACGUCGCUUCACACACACGCCGUCGGAACCGGUACCACCGACCUGGUCCCAUUAGCGCCGCUGGUUGCGGUGUCCUCGAAGCCGGCAGAGCAGUCCAAGUCGGUGACGUCGCUUUCCUCGAGGUCGUCGUUGUCUUCUCUCUCGCCGCCGGGUUCACCGCUGGUGCUGGAGGGGGUCGGUGCGUUCCCGUCGGCGGGCCCACAGGACUUUGGGGACGGCGACGUCGGUCUGGUGGUGUCGGACUUUGGCAGUCUCAGCCUGGGAUUCUACGACGGCCAGGGGAUGGGGAUGUUUGAGCCGGAGACAGGGGAGAGGGACAGAGGAGGGGAGGUGGGGAGGGAAGGGAGAGGGGCACUGGCCACCCUCAGAGAGAGUAUCACAGACGUGGACCUCCAGAGGCCGGGGGAGGACAGGCCCACCUGUGUGUCAGCAGCCGUGUCAGACGAGUCCGUGGCCGGGGACAGUGGGGUGUACGAGGCCUCUAAUGUCAAACGGUCAAUGGAGUCUGAUGAACCGGCAGUCUACCUGGAGGACGAGCCUGUCCUUCCUGAGUCUGCCCAGGUCCAGAUAGGCCUGAAAUAUGAUGCUGCCAACUCCAGUUUUGUCAUGGUGAUCAUGCAGCUGCAAAACCCUGCUGCCCUGUCAGUCCCCUCCACUACCAGAGUAUACAUCCGGGUGGCGCUCCUCCCGUCUUCCAGUGACAUCAGCAGUCUGUUCAGGACCCGCGUGGUGCCCGUGGCGCUGCCCGACAGCGUGACGUUCAACGAGGUGUUCAGGGCGGCCGCGCCGCACGCCGUCCUCCGGCACAAGACGCUCCGCAUCGACGCCUGCACCGUGGGUCUCGGGGGCACCGAGGACUGCCUGGCUGGAGCCCAUGUGAGUCUGGGAGAGCUUCCAGUGAGUGGGGAUAUGACCCGUGUGUGGUACAACCUGUUGACCAGUGAGAGGACCAGGGAGAUAGAAGAGGCCAGCCAGGAGAGACCCGGCCCUGGGCCAGAGCAGCACUCUGCAGGGCCCGUGGACAUGGAUGCGGUGUCGGCCCUGCUGCAGAGGACCUCCAGCGAGUUGGAGGCUGUGGAACAGGAGCUGGCCUUGGAGGAGGAGGAGAGAGCGAGCCAGCUGGACCUGGACGGACACCAAUGGCUGAGCAUGCUGGGAGAGGACAGCGCUCAACUGGUCCUCGGACUGGAGGAGGAAGAAGAGGGGGAGGAGGAGAGGAAAGAUUCUGUCAAGGCGGAGACGAAGUUUGCUGGUUCUGGGCAGGCGUACAGAGGGGAAGAGCCGGAGGAGGAGUGUCGAGAAGAGCCAACCAGAGAGGAAGAGGAGGAGAGGAGAUAUAAAGAGAGAAUCCCUCAGGCAAAUGAAGGACCAACGCUGGUGGAUGCGGAGACGAACACAGAGAUGUGUGGUAUGGCGGUGAGGCCUAAAGACAGACCCAGCCUGGGACCAGGACCACGCAGCGCUCAGAGAGGCUUCGUACGGAACAGUAUGAUCAUGAGGUCUCAAACCUUCUCCCCUGGGGAGCGCAACCAGUACAUCUGCAGGUUGAACCGGAGCGAUAGCGACAGCUCCACAUUAUCCAAAAAGUGCCCGUUUGUCCGGAACACCUCGGAGAGACGCAGCCUAAGGGUUAAGAGGACCCUGUGCCAGCCGGUGGUGGUGCGGAGGCGUGGUGGAGCUGGGGAUACAAACACCCGGACCUCCCUGGACUUGGAGCUGGCCCUCCAGGCUUCGCGAACGCGUCAGAGCCGUCUGAACGACGAGCUCCAGGCCCUGAGGGACCUGAGGGCCCACCUGGAGGCCCUGAAGGCCCGGGGAGAGACGGCGCUGCCUGGGUCCGUUCUGCACGACCACCGGUUUCACAGGCUGCUGGAGCAGGCCGAGAGACAGGCGGAGCAGUCUAAGGAGCAGCAGCGUCAGGAGCAGCGGGCUGAGAAGCUGAUGAGGAGGGCCUCCAAAGACGUGUGUCGGCUGAGAGAGCAGAGCCAGAAGGUCCCCCUGCAGGUCCAGUCUUUCAGGGAGAAGAUGGCCUACUUCACACGCGCUAAGAUCAAUAUACCAUCCCUACCGGCUGACGAUGUAUGAUUACAUUGUAACACAAUGAAGUAUUUUUCAAACUUUUUAUAGCAGAGUAUUUUAAUAGUGUAGUUACUUUGAAUGAAAACAAUCGAAUAGUUUGUACACUAUAGUUUAUGCAUUUGUAUAAUAAGUUGUAAUUGAAUAAUGUCUUGUAGAAAAAAGAAACUAAGUAAUGGCUUUCUUGUAUCAGGAGAAAACCCAAAAUAGAGUUGUUUUGGUACUUGUAUUCUGCUUGUGAUUUUUCUGUACAGUUGUAUUGUGUGUGUGCGUGCGCGCGGGGGAGGAGAGUGUUUGUCGCCCUCUGGUGUCCUGUGGUGGAACUACACCACAGGGCAGGGUGCGGGGCUGAUUGAGCGAGUCUCAGUCCUAAAUCAACCCCGAUCCCCUGCACACUUAUGGAGCUCUAACAGGAUUGGAUAGGUGUAAGUUAUAUGGUAAUAACGACACUGCCUUCUGAUAGUCUAGAUGGCAUGUUCACUGUAUUUCUUCCAUGUAUCCAAUCCUCUGAUCUCCAGAGGUGUAUAGUGGGUAGGGGCUAUGGGUUGAUUUGUUAUUGGGCAUCAGUGUUAGCUAAGUGUGCGUAUGUGAGAGAGAGAGAGAGAAGGCGACCUACUACAGUAUAUCAUAUAUAAUGUCUUCUGUCCAAAGCUGGUGCUCUGCUAUUUUUUUCUCUCUCAUUCAGAACAAAACAAACAUACACCUUGUGAAUGUAAUGUAACUGCUUUUCCACUUCUAUCUGUCUCUGAGAUACUGCACUGAUAGUGUUCUGUGGCUUCUUGCUUUUUACACCGACCCGCCGCAACGCUAAUUAUUACUGCGUUCGCUGGGCUCUAGUCUCAAUAUUAUAGUUCAAUGUUUUGUGAGUUACUAGCCUGGUCCAGGAUAUGUUUUUGCACAAACUGAUCUGGGACCAGGCUAUUUUGUAAUUCACUCUGCAACUUCAUUUGUAAGAUUGGUUUUCCUUUCCCCCCUGUUUCCCAACGGUUGAAGUAUUUAUUCAAAGGUUGAACAUAAAACCUCUGUGUUAAUGCCUUUUGUUACAGAUAGGUUCUCUGGACUAGAGAAAAGACCAUGCAGGAAACAUACUGGACCCAAAUCAUGUCAUUUCCAGUGUUUAAGUGUUUGAAAUAGCACCCUAUUCUCUAUGUAGUCCACUACUUUUGACCAGAGCCCUAUGGGCCUUGGUCAAAAGCACAGAGCCCUAUGGGCCUUGGUCAAAAGCACAGAGCCCUUUGGGCCUUGGUCAAAAGCACAGAGCCCUUUGGGCCUUGGUCAAAAGCACAGAGCCCUUUGGGCCUUGGUCAAAAGCACAGAGCCCUUUGGGCCUUGGUCAAAAGCACAGAGCCCUGUGGGCCUUGGUCAAAAGCACAGAGCCCUGUGGGCCUUGGUCAAAAGCACAGAGCCCUGUGGGCCUUGGUCAAAAGCACAGAGCCUGUGGGCCCUGGUCAAAAGCACAGAGCCCUAUGGGCCCUGGUCAAAAGCACAGAGCCCUUUGGGCCCUGGUCAAAAGCAGUGGGCUAUAUAGAAAACAGGGUGGCAUUUCAGACAAAGUCAAAUCAAUACUUUUUUUUGUAUUUUUUCAUAGACAUGAAAGCUAUAAUAUUCAGUAUACAUCAGUUUCUUUGUAUAAUAAUGUGUUGUACUCCAGUAAUUCAUUAUAUUUAUUAUUUCUCCAAGGAGUCUCCUGCUCUAUUUUUCUGAAUCAUAGGACAACGAUUGACCUUUGUGGUUUCUUCUCUUUAUUUUGGAUCUAAUGUUUUGUUUGUGUGUCUGUAAACCAGAGAACAAACAGUAUUGUUUUUACUUUGCCUUUUUUAACAGCUAAUAGCUAAGGAACAACAAUACCAGCCGUAUUCAAAGCACUUCUCAGAGUAGGAGUGCUGCUCUAGGAUCAGUUUUGACUUUUAAUUCAUAAUGAAUAAGAAGGGGAACCUGAUUCUAGGUCAGCACCCUUACUCUGAAACGCUUGAAUAGGAGCCAACAUCUGAUUGACCUGUGAGCAUAAACAGUAUCUUUGGUAUCGUACUUAGUUUGCAUAGCUACACCUGGACUCGACAUAUAUAUGGCACUUCCAAUCAAAUGUGUUCACGUCCGUUUAGUUUACCAAUACAAUGUUGCCUCACAAUAUCAACCAGGAAGAUGAACAUGGAUUUGUAUUGUGGGUUGGCGGAAAAGUUUGGACUUUAUUUUUCCUGUGUAUUUAUUUUUUGUGUUUGUAUUAUUUAUGUUUUGGUCCUGUGCAGACGUGCCCCCCUCCGAACCUUUUUAAUUAGCAACGUAUGGAUGGUUCAAAUGUUAACUCACUGUUUCCCCGCUGAUGAUCAGCUAGUUUAGAGACGCACUGAUAUCAAAUAUGUUUUGUACAACUGACCUACAGUGCCUUCAGAAAGAAUUCACACCCUUUGACUUUUUCCACAUUUGAUUGUGUUACAGCCUGAUUUUAAAAUUGAUUAAAUAGAUUGUUUUUCACUGGCCUACACGCAAUACCCCAUAAUGUCAAAGUGGAAUUAUGUUUUUCGAUUUAUUUUUUACAAAUUAAUUAAAGAUGAAAAGCUGAUUUAUGUCUUGAGUCAAUAAGUAUUCAACCCCUUUUGUUAUGGCAAGCCUAAAUAAGUUCAGGAAGUAUGUGCUUAAUAAAUCACAAGUUGCAUGGA